AUGUGUGAAAGCUCAAGAGGAGGAUUAUCAGGGGAUCUGAAGCCGCGUAAUUCUUUUGUACAAGAAAUACGAAACAUACCAAUCGUUAUGAUUACACAUAAUAUGGACAUUCUACAACGGUUUCUUCAAAAGGUUAGAUACAUAAAACAGAGGGUUCUAACUACCGGAAUCAGCAUUAUCAUAGGAUAUGAUAGAGAAUUAGGUGUGGCUGUCCAAGAGACUUUAUCAAUGAGAAAUAGAACAUUCAGCACCGAAGUAAAACGUCACGGAAAAUAUUUCCUGAAUCUUAAAGGAGAAAUGCGGAAAAUCCAUACGGUACUUCAAGAACUGAAAGGACCAAUCUUAGUAAGUAUCGCAAUAAUCAAAAUUCGGAAUCAUCAGAAAUCAUUUGUCCAAUCCGUACUAUAA
Molecule: messenger RNA, 408 nt
Organism: Plasmodium inui San Antonio 1
Lineage: Eukaryota; Apicomplexa; Aconoidasida; Haemosporida; Plasmodiidae
Exons: 1
Coding region: 1-408 (135 amino acids)
Source: RefSeq, a predicted model, not a curated record